Molecule: messenger RNA, 2080 nt
Organism: Trichoplusia ni (cabbage looper)
Lineage: Eukaryota; Metazoa; Arthropoda; Insecta; Lepidoptera; Noctuidae
Gene: Hat1
Product: histone acetyltransferase type B catalytic subunit
Exons: 8
Coding region: 284-1498 (404 amino acids)
Biological process (GO): subtelomeric heterochromatin formation
Cellular component (GO): nucleus
Molecular function (GO): histone binding; histone H4 acetyltransferase activity
Source: RefSeq, a predicted model, not a curated record
UCUAGAAUGUGCAUAUAUUUGACAGCUAUUUUAAAAAGUAACUUUCGUUUCCCACAUUUUUACAUUUUGUUUAGCCCUGUUGAUGGAGCAUCUAAAUAGUUGUUUCUGUUCUUUUUAAGUGAUUUCAGCAACAUAUCAACUGGAUAAACGGUCAGCGCCCUAAAGUGAAUAACUAACGCAUGAAAUUCUAAUCGCUGUUUAUUUUUUAAGAUAUUGUUACAUCAAUUUGCGCGGGAAUUAUAGGGUCAGAUGUAAUUAAAUUGGACAAUAAAUUCAAAAGAAAAUGACUGAUGCGCUGUGCCAUUUAGUUGUAGACGGUAACGAGGUCCUGGAAUUCAAAUUAGUAAGAACUGUUGAUGAUCUCGAAAAUGAAGACACUAGCUUUGGACCCGAGAUGUGUCACCAGGUUUUUGGCGACAAUGAAAACAUAUUUGGCUACACAGAUCUACACAUAAGACUAUAUUACAGCGCAGGAAGUCUUCAGACUUACCUUGGCAUUGAAUACACUGAAAAGAUUGAGCCAAACAAGUCGGAUGGUAUGAAGGCUGAUGAUGUUGAGGGAGCCCUGACUAAGGUGUUGGCUCCAGGCUUUGUUACCAAUCUGGAUCACUUUGUGUCUGUUCUGAAGAAGGAUGAGUCAUUUGUUCCUCAUGGACAAUUGUUACAUGCAUUCACCGUUACACCAUUUGACGGAGGUGACAAGCGUUCCUUCGAGGUUUACUUCAGUGAGAUAUCCACACCUGGGUUCCUGGUCUACCAUGAGAGACUGCAGACAUUCUUGCUGUGGUAUGUGGAUGCAGCAUCAUUCAUAGAUGUGGACGAUGACCAAUGGACAUUCUUUACAGUGUUCGAGAAAUUCCAAUCGAGUGAAGGCUGCGUGCGGUACGCGACGGCGGCAUACGCGACCGUGUACCGCUACUACGCGUACCCGCGGCACUCGCGCCCGCGCAUCUCACAAGUGCUCACGCUGCCGCCGUUCAGAAAACUGGGCAUCUGCGCUCAAUUGCUACAGGCUAUUUAUUCCCAUUUUAUAAUACAACCGGAAGUUGUGGAUAUUACUGUGGAGGACCCCUCACAAGACUUCCAGAGAAUUAGAGAUUAUGUUGAUGUUAAAAACUGCAGUGAACUGCCUGCAUUUCAACCUGCUAAACUAUACCAAGGAUUCUCAGAAGAAAUGGCGAACCAAGCUAGUAAUAAAUUCAAAAUAAACAAGAAGCAAGCGAGGCGUGUGUACGAGAUACUGCGCUUGAAGAACACCAACACGUCGGAUAAAACCGCGUAUCAGAAUUAUAGGCUCGACGUCAAGAACAGACUCAAUGCGCCUUUCCAGAAAAAGAAAUUAGAAAUGAAAAAGCUGCAAAAAGUACUGAAGCCUGAAGAAUACGCUGCGACGAUCAGUUCAACGGGACUUAGUGAAACGCACGGGCGUCUCUCCAGUCAGUAUUGUUCCCUCGAGCAGGAGUACCGCCGUGUCAUUCACAGGAUCGAACAAGACUAACACACACUAACCAGUCAAAACUAGCCUCUUGGAUCAGCAUUGACUAAAAAAAUUAUAAAUCCACCCUACAGGUCUUCAUUAUUCCACUUUUAUAAAAAAAUUGUAAAACUAAAUUUUUAUAAUUGCAUUAGCAUGUUGACAGCUGAUCAUCUACGAAAUUUUUGUAUCAAAAAUAUUUUUAAAUUUUGAUUAUGCUGUGACUGUCAUUCUCCACCAAUGUUGAUCUCAGAUUGACUCAUGAUAUUAUUAAUUUACCAUAUUCGAGAAAUUGUUCUAGUUGAUAGUGAGUAAUUAAAAAUAAAAUAGUGUAAAAACAUUCAUAAAAAUGGUGGCAAAGCUAAAGCAUCUGGUUUAAAACCAACUAUAGGGUUUGUUCAAAGUUUUAAACUUCAUUGUGUUCAGACUACAAUUUAAUGUAUUUUGUGUGCCUUAACUUAAUACAUAACAAUGUAAUGUGUUGUCAAGGUACUGUGUUAAUACUUUCAUGUCAAUUUUAAUGUCUGAAUUCAAUAUUGUUUGUUUUUUACUAAAGUUGAAUUGAUUGUAUUGUUUUUCAUAAUUAAACACACGAUUUGGAGUAAA